AUGGAGUGUGGCAAAAUGUUGGCUAUUGCAAUGUUUGUUUCGUCGGUUGUGAUUGUUGUUGGAGGAACUAAGGUAAAGAGUUUGCCUCCAUGUAAUUUUCCAGCAAUCUACAAUUUUGGCGACUCAAAUUCAGACACUGGCGGUUUCGCAGCAGCAUUUGGAGUUACGGGAUUACCAUAUGGUAAAACUUUCUUUGGAAAGCCAUCAGGAAGAGCUUCUGAUGGGCGUCUCCUUAUUGAUUUUAUAGCUGAGCAAUUGGGACUACCAUAUUUGAGUGCAUACUUGAAUUCAAUUGGAACAAAUUACAGUCAUGGUGCCAAUUUUGCAUUUGGAGGUGCAUCUAUUAGGCAAAUGCAUGAUCAACUUAACCCCUUUUAUCUCCGCCUCCUGACCACACAAUAUGCUCAAUUCAAGGCUCGAGUCACUGGUCUUUACAACCGAGGCAAAAACACGAGCAGACUCCCGAGGCUUGAAGACUUCUCUAAAGCUAUUUAUACCUAUGAGAUUGGGCUGAAUGAUGUUAUCAGGGCAAUGUUUGUUCUCAAUUCCCACGAACAAAUACCAGAUAUUCUUAAUCAAUUUGCUCAAGCAAUUCGUGACUUGUAUAAACUAGGGGCAAGGACAUUUUGGAUACUUAAUAUGGGCCCAAUUGGUUGCUUGCCAAUAAACCUAAAUUAUAUCUUGAAUCGAACAGAGGAAUCUUUUGAUCAGAAUGGUUGCAACAAUAGGUGGAAUAGAAUGGCCGUGGAGUAUAAUAAGCAGCUUAAGAACAAAUUGAUCAAACUGAGAAGGAAGCUCGCAGAGGCUGCAAUAACAUAUGUGGAUGUUUAUACAGCAAAAUAUAGACUUAUCUGCAACGCAAAGAACCUUGGAUUUACCAACCCUCUGAAGUAUUGCAUUCAGUAUAUUAAAAAGAAAAAUGGUAUCAAAGUGGAAGAUGAUCAAUGUAAUGCUUCAGCAUUUAUCAGUUGGGAUGGCACACACUAUACAGAUGCUGCAAAUCAUUUGAUUGCUAAAAGCAUACUAAAUGGUUCAUUGUCUGAUCCUCCACUUCCCAUAACCCAUGCAUGCCAUAAACAUGCUCCUCCUCGAUCUGAUGUUGUUAAAAGCUUAAAAUAUGGAAUAUUAGUGAACCUUCUAGGUAUGGGAGCUGCUAUCCUUGGAAUGCAAGCCACGGUAGGAUUGUUGGUUGCAAAAGCUUUAACUUCUUUAGCCACUCCUUAUUACCAGGGCAUCUCACUUGGCUACCGCCCUAUGAAAGCUCUUGAUCGAAGAGAAGAUUAUCAUUUUGGUCACUAA
Camellia sinensis is the source of this 1299-nucleotide messenger RNA. Lineage: Eukaryota; Viridiplantae; Streptophyta; Magnoliopsida; Ericales; Theaceae. The record is from RefSeq and is a predicted model, not a curated record.